GUGGAAUUGGAGCCUCUCCCUGUACCUGACUACACCUAGCACCAUGUGGUUACUAACUGCUCUUCAUUCACCUAUUGAUGCCUCCCAGAAAAAAACGCCGCCAAACAUCCCAGAAAGCCCAGCUGCAAUUCCACCAACAGCCACUGGAGGGCCCCAAACACUGCUCUGGAUCGCCACAGCUUCCAAUCACCCGCACUAGACAGGUGCCCAGCAAGCCCAUUGACCACAACACCAUCACUUCCUGGGUAUCACCUGAGUUUGAUACAACAGCAAAAAGCUGGUUCCCAGCCAAUAGGAAACCGAAAUGUCAUUACCGGGACCAAGCAAGACAUUCAAGUCGAAAAUCUACCACCUCCAAGUUUCCACAUCUAACAUUUGAGAGUCCACAGUCUUCUUCCAGUUCAGCCAUAUUUGGAAGCCCCUUAACCCAGGAGUGCCCCAAUCAUUCAGAAAAGGACAUUUCCCGAAGGCCCUUAGUUCCAAUGCUCAGUCCCCAAAGCUGUGGGGAACUGUCAGCACAUGCACUUGAAAACUUACCUUACAUGUUAAUUGCACCUGAUAUCCAGACCCCAGAGUCAUCUUCUGUGAAGCAGAUGCUCAUUCCCCCCGAUCAGAGGGAAAACAGCCUGCCAAGCUGCUCCCUUCACACGAGUACUCCUGAGAGCCCAGAGCCUGGGCCUGUUCUGGUCAAAGACACUCCUGAGGAGAAGUAUGGGGUGAAGGUCACAUGGAGGAGACGACGGCACCUGUUUACCUACCUCAGGGAGAGAGGGAAGCUGAGCAAAAGCCAGUUCCUCGUGAAAAACUGACUGGAUUUCUCAGCCAUCAGUAAUCUCAAGAAAUUGAUUGCUGGUGUUCAUAGGGUUGCUAAAGUUACUUUUCUGGCUCACAGAAGAGUUCAUCAAUAGAAUAAAAUGGAAAGAAUACCGAUAACCUCAAUAGAAAAAAGAGAUUUUUAACCAGAACCUUGGAGUCACAAGGGAAGUCAGUUCCCAGAUUUGCUUUUUAAAACAUCUUACCAUAAGCGGUUUUUAGUGUCAUAAACAGUUCACUUUAUAUUUUUCUUGUAGUAACUGUUUAAAAUGUGUGUAAAUAAAUGGUUGUAUUAAGUUUUUAGAGAACCCUGCUUCUGACUGCCAAUAAUGCAGCAACACUGCCCCCUCCACUAAAGGUCUUUCCUAAUUGUUUGCUUUAACCACUACUCAAUCCUUUAAUCACCUCAUUCAAACUAAUUCAUUCCACAUUUUUGAGUACCAUCUCUGUUGGGUUCAGUGGCAGCUUCCUUUAUGACCCGAUGAAUGGGAAAAAAUCAAAGCAAACUCUGUGACUUUAUAGUUGACCUGCUGCCUGGGCAACCUUGGCCCUUCUGCUG
Molossus molossus (Pallas's mastiff bat) is the source of this 1372-nucleotide messenger RNA. RefSeq names its product RAD9-HUS1-RAD1 interacting nuclear orphan 1 (gene RHNO1). The record is from RefSeq and is a predicted model, not a curated record. Lineage: Eukaryota; Metazoa; Chordata; Mammalia; Chiroptera; Molossidae. Gene Ontology annotation, biological process: cellular response to ionizing radiation; DNA damage checkpoint signaling; recombinational repair. Gene Ontology annotation, cellular component: chromosome; nucleus. Bases 78 to 809 code for a protein of 243 amino acids. The transcript has 2 exons.